AGCAGCACGUCGCGCCAGCACCACCACCGCAUCACGCUCCUGUGAGCCGCCGCAUCACUGCUUCUCGUGCUCGUGAGCCACCGCACGCCGCACCUCUGCAUCGACCGGUCGUUUGCAGCCCACCUCUGCAUCGCGCUUCUCUGGAUCGCGUCACAAGCAGAUCUCCAGUUCAAACGUGAUAUAAAGAAUCAGAUGUAGGAGUGAUGAUGGCUUCUUUCGCUUCCUCCAUUUCCAAAACCCUAACGAAAAGGGUCAUUGCUAGUGCUGGUGUUGGCGUUGGUGGUGGAUUUGAGGCGAUUUAUUCUCUUCCAAAGCAUCAGCUUCCUUCAUCUUCCUCGUUUUGUACCUCAGCGGCUGCCGUCUCCUCUCCUGUUUCUGACGCUUCUUCUCCUUCAUUUCCUCAACCUCAAGGAUGUAAUUUGCAAGAAAAAGAGAGAGGUUCUAGAUGGUCUAGAUGGUUGCUAUUUCUACCUGGAGCGAUCACUUUUGGCCUUGGAACUUGGCAAAUUUUCAGAAGGCAAGAAAAGAUUAAAAUGUUGGAUUAUAGACAGAAGAGAUUGACAAUGGAACCUAUGAAAUUCAAUGACUUAUCCCCAUCGAGUGAGCAAUUGGAUAAUUUGGAGUUCAGGAGAGUGGCAUGCAAGGGUGUUUUGGAUGAGAAGAGAUCUAUCUAUGUGGGUCCUCGUUCUAGAAGCAUAUCUGGAGUGACUGAAAAUGGUUACUAUGUCAUUACACCCCUAAUGCCAAUCCCCAACAACCCUGAGAGUGUGCAGUCACCAAUUCUGGUGAAUAGAGGAUGGGUCCCUCGUAUUUGGAAGGAAAGAUCCUUAGAAAUUUCACAAGAUGGUGAACCUCCUUCAGAUAUAACAUCCUUAUCUGCCCAAGAGAGUGAACGAAGUUCAUGGUGGAGGUUUUGGUCCAAGAAGCGAAAAGUUAUUGAGGAUCAAAUCCCAGCUGUCACUCCUGUAGAAGUUGUUGGAGUGGUUCGAGGGAGUGAAAAGCCUAGCAUUUUUGUUCCAGAAAAUGAUCCAAGCUCUGGCCAGUGGUUCUAUGUUGAUGUUCCAUCGAUUGCCCGUGCUUGUGAGCUUCCUGAGAAUACUAUCUAUGUGGAAGACAUCAAUGAGAACAUUAGUUCAGGAUGUCCAUAUCCUGUUCCAAAGGAUGUGAAUACCUUGAUACGCAGUUCAGUCAUGCCACAAGACCAUCUAAACUAUACUUUGACAUGGUAUUCUCUAUCAGCUGCUGUCACAUUUAUGGCGUUCAAGAGACUAAGGCCAAAUAGAAGCCGGAGAUAGCGAGUCUGUUGUGUUAGAAAUAUACAUUUUUCUGAUCAACUUAUCUUAAUUUUCAUGCAAGAAUUUGAUCAAAGAUCAUGGAGCUCCGUAAUACAUUGAUCUGAACUUAUGCAUCCUCGCGAACUGAAGGAAAUUCAUUCGCUUCGUCUGUUGAACUGGGAAGUGUUCCUUGAAUUUUGCAAUUUUGAUGAUUUGUCAUUUGCAGAGAUGCAAAUCAGUUUAAAUUUUUUGGUUAAAGCUGCGCUUCCAGCUUAGGUUUUUUCACCCCACCAGUUGAAUUUAUAUCCGCAUGAAUAAUGUGCAUUUUGUUUUAACUGAGAUGAGCCAAGAUAAAAGCCAUGUAAGAAGGUGAGGGCUAUCCUCUCUAGUUGACAUUUAAGGUCACAUGAAGAUGUAUUGUUGUUCAAUAAGCGUUUUUAUCUUCAGUAGCA
This is a messenger RNA of Manihot esculenta (cassava), 1726 nucleotides long. RefSeq names its product surfeit locus protein 1. Gene Ontology annotation, cellular component: membrane. The record is from RefSeq and is a predicted model, not a curated record. Lineage: Eukaryota; Viridiplantae; Streptophyta; Magnoliopsida; Malpighiales; Euphorbiaceae. Bases 204 to 1295 code for a protein of 363 amino acids. The transcript has 7 exons.